This is a messenger RNA of Paramecium tetraurelia, 513 nucleotides long. RefSeq lists its product as uncharacterized. The transcript is spliced from 3 exons. NCBI's taxonomy places the organism in Eukaryota, Ciliophora, Oligohymenophorea, Peniculida, Parameciidae. The record is from RefSeq and is a predicted model, not a curated record. Gene Ontology annotation, biological process: proton transmembrane transport; vacuolar acidification; vacuolar transport. Gene Ontology annotation, cellular component: vacuolar proton-transporting V-type ATPase complex; proton-transporting V-type ATPase, V0 domain. Gene Ontology annotation, molecular function: proton-transporting ATPase activity, rotational mechanism.
AUGCCAACCUAUUAAGAGGCAUUAUUAGAAUUAUUAUAAUUUGAAGCAUAUUUUAAAACAGUGCAAGUGAUUUAUAAUUCAAUUUGGAAUAGAGAUCUGAAUACGGCUGCUAAGAUUAUUACAACAACAACAAAAUAUUUAUGUCUUACAAUAGGCAAUUUGAGCCCUGAUUGUGAGAAGUUAUAUUUUUAUUCAAAGUCCUUGGAUGCUCUAAGAGAAGCAGUAAAAGGUUCCUUAUUCUUUAAAAAAAGAGGAGUUUAAUGUUUGAACUAAGUAUUAUACAAAUAUUAAAUUAGAACCCUUGAUGAUAUUAUGUAUGAAGAUGGAUGCAGAAGAUAUGCCCUUGCUUUUGAUGGAUAGAGAUCAUAUGGAGUUUUUUAUACAUAUUUGAAAUUGAAGGAAUAGGAAAUCAGAAUUAUUAUCUGGUUAGCUGAAAUGAUAUCUAGAAGGUUAGCCAAAAACCAUCCUGGUUGGAAAACAAUAUUUAUUCCAUUUAGCCAUUUAGGAAAAUGA